AUGACGAAAUUCUGGUUUGAUCAGCACGUCACCCUAGACACUGCGCAACCGCUCACGGUGCUUCUAUUCGACCUUUGCUCUCCGGGCCAAGAGCUUCUUUUCGUGCAAGAUGACAGCGGUGGUUUGCUCGUGAAUGGAUGGAACAAUUCCCGUCUCCGCCGCAACACUGUCGCACUUUGUCCAAUCCCUAGUUCUCCUGCAUUGGACAAUGGCGAUCUCCAGGAUCAUGACGUCCAGUGUUCCAACGUGAGAAAACACACUCGUCUGACUGGCGUACCGUUUCCCCAUUAUCAAUAA
This is a messenger RNA of Alternaria burnsii, 297 nucleotides long. RefSeq lists its product as uncharacterized. Lineage: Eukaryota; Fungi; Ascomycota; Dothideomycetes; Pleosporales; Pleosporaceae. The transcript has a single exon. The record is from RefSeq and is a predicted model, not a curated record. The coding region runs from base 1 to 297 and encodes 98 amino acids.